AUGUAUCCAGAGGGGAAGUCCCUGCUCAGGGAAUCUCCCGCCAGCUGCAGUGCAGGAUCCCAGCGACUCUGGAGGAGCACGUGGAGCAGCAGCAGCCCCAGCAGCAGUAGCAGCCCCAGAAGCAGCAGGAGGAUGGAAGAUACCCAAUCAACUGUGGAGCUGAGAAAUUCACAGGAGCAGCCUGUGUUCACAGAAGGCCAGGUGAUUUUGAAGGACUACAGUUCAGCCAAACCUCAGGAGGUAGAAAAUAUGGACAGUGGAGAAGACAAUAAAGACCAGGUCCCACCCAAUGAAGAUGAGGAUAUAGGAGAUGAUGAUUCAAUGAAAGUGAAAGAUGAAUACAGUGAAAGGGAUGAGAAUGCUUUAAAGCCAGACCCCAUGGAAAAUGCGGAAGAUCCCGAAAUACCUUACAGCUAUCCAAGAGAAUAUAAUGAAUACGAAAGCAUUAAGUUGGAAAGACACGCUGUCUCUUAUGACAGCGGCAGGCCAACUAGUGGAAAAAUGAACUGUGAUGUGUGCGGAUUAGCCUGCAUUAGCUUCAAUGUAUUGAUGGUUCAUAAGCGAAGCCAUACUGGUGAACGCCCAUUCCAGUGUAAUCAGUGUGGGGCAUCUUUUACUCAGAAAGGUAACCUCCUCCGCCACAUUAAACUUCACACAGGGGAAAAACCUUUUAAGUGUCAUCUCUGCAACUACGCAUGCCAGAGAAGAGAUGCUCUCACAGGUCACCUUAGGACACAUUCUGUUGAGAAGCCCUACAAGUGUGAGUUUUGCGGAAGGAGUUACAAGCAGAGAAGCUCCCUUGAGGAGCAUAAGGAACGAUGUCGCACUUUCCUGCAGAACACCGGCAUGGGUGACACUGCCAGCGUGGAGGCAAGACAUCUCAAAGCAGAGAUGGGAACUGAAAGAGCUCUUGUGCUGGACAGAUUAGCAACCAACGUGGCCAAACGAAAAAGCUCGAUGCCCCAGAAAUUUAUUGGUGAGAAGCGUCAUUGCUUUGAAGUCAAUUAUAAUUCCGGCUACAUGUAUGAGAAGGAAAGUGAGAUGAUCCAGACUCGGAUGAUGGAUCAGGCCAUUAACAAUGCCAUCACUUACCUUGGAGCUGAGGCCCUGCGUCCCUUAGUGCAGACCCCUCCUGCCCCAACCUCAGAGAUGGUCCCAGUUAUCAGCAGCAUGUACCCCAUUGCACUUACCCGUACAGAGAUGCCUAACGGUGGCCCUCAGGACCUAGAGAAGAAAAACACCCACCUAUCAGACAAGUGCCUACCUUCUGAAAGAGGCCUCUCCCCCAACAACAGUGGCCACGACUCCACAGACACAGAUAGCAACCAUGAAGAACGCCAGAAUCAUGCCUACCAGCAGAACCUCAUGAUCCCUCCCCGGGCCAGAAAUGGGAUGCCACCCCUGAAGGAGCUGCCCCACUCCUAUGAACUCCUCAAACCCCCACCUAUCUGCCCUCGAGAUACCAUCAAAGUGAUCAACAAAGAUGGAGAGGUGAUGGGUGUGUUCAGGUGUGACCACUGCCGAGUCCUUUUCCUGGAUUAUGUGAUGUUCACCAUUCACAUGGGCUGUCACGGUUUUCGUGACCCUUUUGAGUGUAACAUGUGUGGGUACCGGAGCCAUGACAGGUAUGAAUUCUCCUCUCACAUUGCUAGAGGAGAACACAGAGUCAUGUUAAAGUAAAUAGCUCAAUUCUGUCUCAGAGAUUUAAGUAUUAAGCAUCAUUAAAAAGCAACAAGAACAACAAACAACCAGCACCUCCACUUAGCUGAAACUAUACCACCUCAAAUAUUUUUUUCAUAUCAGUUCUGACAUAAAAAGUGUAAUGUCUUCAUUUACUGCCUAAGGGAUUCUGCUCUCAUUCAAUAAUUCUUGUGAACCCAUUGUGUUACUAUUGAGAGAUGGGUUUUUAUAGCAUUUUUUUUUCCUCAGGGACUUUAUAUUAUUGGACUAAAAGCAGGGGAAUCUUUAAUCAUUGCCUUCUACAACAGCACAACUCAAAUCUACGUUGAGAAGUUUGUCAUCCAUUCAAACCUCAAACAGUCCCCUGGCUGUGCUGUCUGAAAGCUUGGAGGUGACAUGUAUUCAGCUCCAUAAACAGGGAAGACUGAUGUUGGUCAGAAAACUGACUCAGAAUUUUGCAUGCACUCAAAUCUUGGACUGCAUUGAUUUUGGGGGAAGGGGGUUGUAGGGGAAGGUAUUUCCAAGUGCCAUAUAAAGAACAGGGGAAGAACAGCAGUGUGAUAGUUUAUGUGAUCAAGGGACCUAAUCUUGUAUUCGAAGACCACAAACUCAACAUCAAAUCUGCCUUAGACCAGCAGCGUGCUCCAAGACAGUCACGUGUUCAUCCUGCUGCUUCUCCCUACUAUCCUUCCUCCCCCAAUUCUCUAAGAACUGUCUUGGGUUAAGCAAACUACUCUGGAAGGAAUUCUAUAUAAGAAGAGUCAUCUUUUAUAAACAAAGACAUAUGUUCAUUAAAACAUAGCAAAUUGUCCGUUAUGGAACUCAGCAUCAAUUUCCUUUCCCCGGAGAUGGGAAGAGGGAGUAUCUAAGAGGGGAAAGAAAUAGUUCAGCAGUUUAAACAGGAGAAACACCUACCUACAUGAUCAAUCAGCAAGCACUUAUUAAGUGCUUUGUAUUAAGUAUGCCAGAUACUAUGUUCUUCUGACCCCUCACAGUCUAUUGUUACAGAGUCCAGGUAGAACUGCCAACCAACCCUUCCUUGAAAGUAUUAUAAAAUUUUUAAAAACAUUGUUUAGUUGCAUAUUAACUCCCCCACCUCUAAGGAAGGUUAGGCAGUUCUUGAGAGGUCAUAGGGAUAGUGUUUUUCAGGCCAGAAGUUGCCCAUCAGGGAGAUAGCCUUUCUGAUGGCACAAGAUCUUUGGCAAUAUGACAGGUUUAUAUUUUGAUAGAGGUGACCCAGUAAAUGCAACACAUAUUUAUUAAGCAUCUGCUUUGGGAAGGGCACUAGCCAGAGGCUUUGGGUGUACAAAGGUAAAAAUGACAAGAGUGCCUGCCAGUAGGAAGCUCAUAUUCUAGCUAAAUAUUCGUAGUCUGCGCUUCAUCAAAGGAGGUGUAUCAAUCACAAGUCUAAUGGAGAAGGAGUUGAUAAGCCUUAAUAUAAAAGAAAUACAUCGUGGAACAGAGGAAAGAGUCUUAGACUUAAGAGACCUUGAAUCUAGUCCCCAGCUCUGCCACCACCUGUAUGAGUUUUCACCAAGUCACUGUACUUCUCAGGAACCUUAGUUCCCUCAUCUGCAAAACAGUAUCUGAUUAGACAGUUGCUAAAGUUCCUUCUUACUCUGACAGUCUGAUUUUGGGAUGACUACAGGUCCUUUUGAAGCUUCCUCAUCUAUCAGAACUGAGUGGGCAUAAAUUUUUAUAUAUAUAAUUAAUGUAUAUGUGUAUGUAAUAUUAAUGUAGGUAUAUUGCACAUUUAUCUGAUGGUAAGGAAAAUGUAUUUCAGUUUUUCCUUAAACAUCUUUGGGUCAUGAGGGAGAUGAAGAGGAACAUAAAGGGGGAAAACAUCUUAAUUCUCCCCCAAAGUAUGAGCAAAAAGUAAUGCAAAUAGCUUCUUGCCAAAGAAUUUUUUAUCUCAUGUUAGGAAAAAAGAAUUCUGUUUAGUGGAACAAUUCUGUGCUGCCCAUUACAAGAGGGAUUAAGCUUCAUUGAGCAUUUCUACUAAAUCUCAAAUUCCUGGCAGAUUAAAGAUUUAUGUAGAUCUGUGAUUUCAUUGGUGUAGGAGGCUUUUGAUGAGGAAAUUCCCUCUACCAAGGCAGAUCUGCAAUUGUUCUGAGAUUUACAGUUUUAGAGAUUUGGCUGAGGCACUGAGACCUGUCCAAGGUCACAUAGCUCAUUGGUGUCAGAGGCAGGAUUUGAACCCAGGUCUUCCUGAGAACAAGGACAGCUCUCUCUCCAUGGCUACUGUAACUGUAACUGUAACAAAUGGGUUCAAAAGGGAUAGCUUGUUGCAUUGGAUAAGUAUGAGAUUGAAAUGUAUGCAAUUUUCAUGUGCCAAAUAUUGAAAGGGCUUAUGGUUUAAGUUCACACUCAGCUUCUUUAGAUACUGUGAGAAAUUAAACAUCCUCCCCUUGAUUGUGCAAGUCACAAAUCAUCCUUUGCAACUUUGCCUUUUCUCACUCAUGAAACUCUGUAGUCAUUUGCUGUUUUGGGGAUGUUACCCAGGGGCAGUAGGGGCAGUGUGCUAUGAUGGAAAGAAUCCUGGCCUUGGAAGCUCGGAGAUCUGGUUUCUAGUUCUGGCUCUUCCUCAAACUCACUGUGUGACCUUGGACAAGUAAUUUAGCCUCUCUGGGCCUCAGGCUCCCUUAUCUAUAAAAUAAGGGUAUCCAACUCUUAGAUCCUGUGUGCCUAGAUGCUUCUGUGUCAUUUUCAAUCAAUCACCGUAUGGUAUUUGACUCUGUGCCAAGUGAGAUUCCCCAGUAAAAGAGGAACUUUUCAUAUCAUUCUUAAGAUUUCACAAAUUCUUUUGAAUAUUUAGGGGGUUGGGGAAGAGAAGAAGUUUGAAGGUGAGUGUUAGGAAAAAGGAAAGCUUAUCACCUUAAGGAAGAAAUUCUGGUGAAGAGAUGACUCUAACAUCUCAAAAUGGUGACGACAAGACUUGUUCCACCAACCAUAGGAAUAUCUCAUAACCUUCAUUCAUUUACCUUGUUCUGAUGCCCGAUUGGUUUCCUGAAUGGUGCCAAUUUACUAGAAAUAUAUUCUUUUGGGGAAAGAGGGCGUUAAGUCACAAAGAACAUACUUCUUAAUACUAGGGUUCCAAGGAUGGGACAAAAUGGAUCUAAUAGUACUUUGUGAAAAUUAUUCACUUUCAGUCUCAUAGUCUAACCCCAACAGUUAUCCAUUGGAACUCAUGGAACCAACUAUUCUUUCUGAAGCCACCCUGAUAUGCUUGUCAUGUCAACACCAUGCUUGUUGGGGGGGGGGGGAAACAACUCUUGAGAAGAAUGGAAAGGAAGGUUUGGUUCAGAGCUAUAAACUCAUAGCUUUCUUGGACCGGGGAACUUUUGCAGUAGCUGCAAAUAGAUGUUCUCUUAGCAGUUACUUUGCAAUCCCAGGACCUGGGAAGAUAGGAAGCAGGCCUUCAGCUCUGUACUUCUGCUUUCCCACAAAAUCUACUAGGCAAGGAUUCCACCUCCCACCCAGAAAACCAUAGUAAGAUAAACAACCAGCCCCGGAAAAAUUCAUUCGAAGUUAAGGAGACAGGGGUGGCAUGGGUGUGGGAAGGGAAGAGAAUAACUGUUGUGAAAGGGUUACUGAAUAGCAAUUCCUUUUUUUUUUUUGUAUAGAUACAACAUACUUAGUUUUGAGUGGAACAGUUCUCUUCCCCCUCCUUCCAGUUUAAAAAGCCCUCCACAUUCUCCUACAGUCACACUCUGAAAAAAAGCAGACUAACCUGAUAUCUUUCUUACCAUUCUCAAUUCUUGCCUCCCUAGCUCCUAACUUUACCACUGACACAUUUUCUCACUUUUAAAUGUAGUAGUGAGGCACAUACCACAUUAAUUUGAAGAUGACUUCUAAUUGAAACAUGAUACUUUUAAAAAAAUUUCUGAUUACAAAAAUUUAAUUUCCAUUACCACCAACAAAAAAAAAAUCUCAUUUUCCCUAGCCUCUCCCCUCUCAAUAUGUCUGGCUAAAUAUAGGAGUGUAGGUAGUGAAAGGGAAAGUAUAUUGCUGAGAGAUCCUAGGGCAGAUUGGAAGAAUAGAAUAAAGAUGUGUGACCUUUCUGAGAGGGGGUGAUUCCUGGUGGGGAGCUGGGGCCUCCAGGCUAUUCAGAUUGGAGAAAGGAUUUGGACCUCUUCAAGAGGAUAAAUGAAAAUGGAGUGAAAACCAGGAUAAUGUGAUUUUUAAGGGGCUGGGGCAGUUCAUCCUGGAGUUAGAGGAAGAAGGUUAGUGAGAAACACUGAUAACUAGGGAAGAUUUAGGAGACUGGGUUCUUAGAUCAGAGGAAAAGUUAGUUGAGGGAGUUGAUGUGGGCAGAGAUCAGGUUCCAAUCCAAUUAAGGAUUGAAGGGGAAUGAUUUCAAUAUGUCCUCAGCUACAAAAGGGACCCUGCUUUUGUGUAAGGACCAAAAGAAGUAGGAUUGGUCAUAGAUAGUUGCAAGGAAAUAACAGUGGCCCUGACCUGAGAGGUCAAGAAGAGAAGGUCAAGAGAGAGAAGAAGCCUGAUGAUCAGGAGAACCUGGAGGGGAUGUGUUAAUGCUUGUUAAAGCCGUUGAGUAACAAGAUACCUGUCACUUACCUAAGCUCUAUGUGAUUUGUACCACAAGACUUCCUCACUGUUGGAAAGUUGUUUCCUUUGUGCUAAGAACUGGUUAGCUGCCUGUUCCCACUCAGUCCAUUAUAGCGUUGGGGAAGGUACAUUGUUGGAAAAACCAAAUGGGUCAGGCUAUGAGUCAGUCCCAAAAGGCGUUGAUGAGGGAGGAAAAUCCCCCUUUAUUCUCUUAAAUCAUAAUAGUAAAAGAUUAUUCACUUAAAGAAGCCAUCUGUUUGCUAGUUCCCACGGACAUCCAUUCCUCACAGAGGAGAGAGUCUGAGCUCUGCGAAGGAUACCAAGUCCUUGUAGUUACUUCAUCCACGUGUCCACACUCAGCAGUUCUAGGCCCCAAGGGCAUCAUCCAGAAAAAAGAAAUGGAUUAUAUUUUAAAGGGUUUUUUCCUCGUAAAAUAAUUUGGUCUUGUGAUGUAUUGGAGCCAUGUGAUUCUUGGUCAGUCGAAAGGCGAGUGCUAACUGUGAGAGAAGUUAGUGAAAGAAGUAUAUGCAUAUAUCUACCUCAGGGGAUAUUAUGAGGAGUCAUAGAAUUCCGUGUCUAGAAUGAGCUCUGAUUCUGGAUAAAAGUUCACUCGAGAUGGUUGUAUCUUUUGGUGAUUUACUAUACUAGUGUCCCAAAGACUUCAAGGGAUAUAAAUUUGAGCCCAGCCCAGGGUCCUGAACUUGAACUAGUUCCCAGGGGAGGCAACUUCUCAAUACUAAACAUUGACACUGGUUUAUUCCUUGGUUUUAUUCCCUUUAUGUUGUUUCAAGGUAUAAAUGAAGAAUAUUUGUCAAACCUGUCAGGCCCUUUUAAGAAGGGAAACCAGGUUCAUUCAUUAGCAUUAAGUACCCAGACUCUUAAUUUGAUGUAUGCAGAGAAACUGUGCUGUCCUAAUAGGCCUCUAGCCAGUAGCCUUCAGCAACUUAUGUUUUUUUUUUUCCUCAAUCAGUGCCUUAGAACCUCUUUCUCUUACGGUCCUUACUCUAGAAAGCCUGGAGAGGCUCCAGGUGACCCUCCUCACACCUAUUCUACUCUCAGCUCUCCAACCAUCUGUAACUUUUCAAAGUGAACUUGCUUCCUCACUCACCUCACCCAGUGAAGGCAGAAAGCAACCAGUUUCUCUGUUUUCCUAGGUGGGUAAUAUAGAGCUUGAGUGUCCCACAAACAUAGCAAAAGCCUUUUAGCUAAAUCAGCCAGCCUCGUUUCCAUCUCACCUCUGUAAGGAAUUUCCCAGGCCUUCAACUUAGUAGGGCAACAGAUACAGGACAUCUCUGCCUCCCCCCUUUUUUUGGAAGACAUCCUUGCCCUGGCUACGUGUAUGGAAACUAAAUCAUUGUGGGUUACAAGUGGUUAGUGGGUCAUUUAAAGAGCAGACACUCCUUCAGCUAGACAAGUGGCUUUGAAUGUUCAAGUUCUCAGGCUUUGAGCCGGUAUGAGGGAUCAUUUUAGCAACUGGAAAAACCAAGGCUUUAUUUUUAACUUUUGGUUUCCAAAGCCACAGGUGUGGUCUGUGGAUGGCCCUGAUCGCCUGAGUGACUAGGGUAACACUGAGAAAGAAACUGAGGUCUCAGCCUUAGGUUACCUUCCCACACAUCUGAAUAAAUGGCCCUCUAAGCAGGAGCAAAGGUGAGGUAGAGGACUAUGUCUCACCAGGUUGUUUUUUGCACUUGUAUGCCUUAGAGACCUUUGUUAAGCAAUCCUCUUAUUACUGGUGCCACUAGCACCCUCCUUGAUGUGUGACUCCCCAAAACACUCCCAUUCCCAAGCAAGCAGUGGGGGCACCCCCAUCCCACUUCUAGUGACCCUGUCCUUUGUGUGAUUCCAAUAAUCCAGCCACUUGAAGUCCUUCCAUUUGUCACAGCAAGAUGCCCAGAUCCUCCAAAGACCAAAGCUUUUGUAAUGUAGCAGUGCUAACCAUUGUCCAAAUUUCAAUAUGUCCUUGUGUUAAGAACAAGGUUGUUUAGGUGUUUAAAGUUUCUUUGUGAUUGUUUUAACAGGGAAAAAAAUAAAAAAAAUUGGUGUGUUUGAAA
Molecule: messenger RNA, 8297 nt
Organism: Trichosurus vulpecula (common brushtail)
Lineage: Eukaryota; Metazoa; Chordata; Mammalia; Diprotodontia; Phalangeridae
Gene: IKZF3
Product: IKAROS family zinc finger 3
Exons: 8
Coding region: 1-1680 (559 amino acids)
Biological process (GO): regulation of transcription by RNA polymerase II
Cellular component (GO): nucleus
Molecular function (GO): DNA-binding transcription factor activity; RNA polymerase II cis-regulatory region sequence-specific DNA binding
Source: RefSeq, a predicted model, not a curated record